Aureobasidium subglaciale EXF-2481 is the source of this 1645-nucleotide messenger RNA. RefSeq lists its product as uncharacterized. The transcript is spliced from 2 exons. The record is from RefSeq and is a predicted model, not a curated record. Gene Ontology annotation, molecular function: oxidoreductase activity, acting on the CH-CH group of donors, NAD or NADP as acceptor. NCBI's taxonomy places the organism in Eukaryota, Fungi, Ascomycota, Dothideomycetes, Dothideales, Saccotheciaceae. Bases 287 to 1339 code for a protein of 350 amino acids.
CACAAGUGACACACGACGCAACAGGAGAUUACAAAGCAAUCGAAUCAGAAUGCGAGAUCAAGCGAGCGGGUACGUUGCAACCUCGGACCAAAUUUGGAGAUGAUGGACCCCUCAUGGGAGUAGCGGUAGGCCUUCUGCUUUAUAAGCUCUUCUGGGCGGCCUUGUUUAGCAUUUCGUCAUCUUGAUCGAGCUUCUCUCUUUAUAGAAAACAGGUCCCUCUUCUUCUUCUCUCCCAAUUCUACUCUUCCACGCAAUCUUCAAAACUCACAUCUCACACAUAUACAAGAUGGUUCAGAACAAGGCAUUGAUCUUCAAGAAGGUCCCCUCGGGCCUCCCCGUUCCCGGCGAGCACUUGACCAUCGAGUCGACCGAGUUCGACGUCGACCAGGCCCCUCCCCAGGGCGGCUUCACCGUCAAGAACCACUACAUCAGCUUCGACCCUUACCAGCGUGGUCGCAUGCGCGAUGCCAGCUCAAAGUCCUACUCCCCUCCCUUCGCUCUCAACAAGCCCGUCACAAACUCCGGCAUCUCGACUGUCCUCAAGUCAGACAACGACAAGUUCAAGGCUGGCGAUGUCGUCGUUAUGAUGCAGGACACUGCUGAGUACAGCGUCGUCUCCAAGGACCAGGCCAAUGCUGCCCGCAAGCUCGAGAAUCCUUACAACCUCGACCCCAAGCUCUUCGUCGGUGCUCUCGGUAUGCCUGGUCUUACCGCCUACUCGAGCUUCUACGCCAUUGGCGAGCCCAAGAAGGGGGAGACCAUCUUCAUCAGUGCCGCCUCUGGUGCCGUUGGUCAGCUCGUUGGUCAGCUCGCCAAGCACGAGGGCCUCAAGGUCAUCGGUUCCGUCGGUGACGACAAGAAGCUGGACUACAUCACCAACGAUCUUGGCUUCGACGGUGCCUUCAACUACAAGAAGGAGACGCCCGCCGAGGGUCUUGCCAGACUUGCCCCCAACGGCAUCGACAUCUACUAUGAGAACGUCGGUGGUGAGCACCUCGAGGCUGCAAUUGGCGCCAUGAACGACUUCGGUCGCAUCAUCUGCUGCGGUAUGAUCUCGCAAUACAACACUGCUCCUGGCGAGCAAUACCCCAUCCGCAACCUCAUGCAGGUUGUUGCAAAGCGCCUGAAGCUCCAGGGCUUCAUCGUUAGUGACGAUGGUAUGGGUCCCAAGUACUUCGUCGAACACCAGAAGAACGUGCAGAAGUGGAUCCACGAGGGCACCUACAAGCCUCAGUUCAGCGUUACUGAGGGCAUCGACAACGCCGCCGAGGGACUUUUGGGUCUUUUCAGCGGAAAGAACAUGGGUAAGGCUCUCCUAGAGAUCUCCAAGCUCCAGUAGAUGUGCUGCCUAAACAAGACAUGAGAAACGAACCAUAAUCAAAAUGUACAUUUUCCACAACACAUCGCAUAUUUGGUCCUGCCACUUACGUAUCUAUCGUAAACCUCGUGUCAAGAAGAUCUCCUUCUGUCCAGACGAUGAUUGUGUUUCAAGGAGACUAAGCACUUCAUGCCAUGUUCAUGUCUAUGUCAUGGUGUUAGUAAGGACAAGCUGUCACAGAAGGCUGAAUGCCACAGAACAUCGCUCGAAUCUAUCGUUACAUGUCACAGCAGUCUGCAAGUAACUCUUUGGGAAGAUCAUCACUCU